Molecule: messenger RNA, 1183 nt
Organism: Carassius gibelio (silver crucian carp)
Lineage: Eukaryota; Metazoa; Chordata; Actinopteri; Cypriniformes; Cyprinidae
Product: peptidyl-prolyl cis-trans isomerase FKBP7
Exons: 4
Coding region: 43-711 (222 amino acids)
Molecular function (GO): calcium ion binding; peptidyl-prolyl cis-trans isomerase activity
Source: RefSeq, a predicted model, not a curated record
GCUGCCCCGUCAGCUGUCCGGCCCCCGUCGCCACGCAGACAGAUGUGCAAGAUGGCCCAGCGACUUACAUUUUACAUUUGCUUGAUUUUGUCUCUGCAAACCCUCAAUCUCUUCAUACUAGUGAUUCGGGCAAAUGAAUCAAAUCAAGAUGUUAAAAUCGAGGUGACGUUUCUGCCAGAAAACUGCAGCCAGAAAGCCAAGAGAGGAGACAUGCUGAAUGCUCAUUAUGAUGGAUAUCUAGCAAAAGAUGGGUCUCAGUUCUAUUGCAGUCGUUCUACAAACACGGGUCACCCGCACUGGUUUGUGUUAGGCGUUGGAGAGGUUAUUAAGGGCCUCGAUUUAGGGCUGGACGGCAUGUGUCCCGGUGAGAAGAGAAAAGUUACAGUUCCUCCAUCCCUGGCAUACGGCGAGAAAGGAAAAGGUCCUGUGCCACCAAAUUCAACAGUGAUCUUUGAGGUGGAGCUGUUGUUCAUAACUAGAGGACCACGCAGCAUAGAAGCCUUCAAGGAAAUUGAUGCUGACAACGACAAGGCCCUGACAAAAGAAGAGAUUAAGGAAUACUUGAAAAUGGAAGCAAGGAAGUUAAAUACACAGAAAGAUGAAUCCUAUUUUGAUGAUGUUGUGGCAGAUGUGUUCCAUAAGAAUGAUCACAAUGCUGAUGGGACCUUAUCACUAAAGGAGUAUGAUGUUUAUGGCCAUGAUGAACUAUAAACACUACUAGAAAGACAUUUUUUAUGCAGCUGGUGCACUGGAUAUUGUCUACAAGACUUCAAAUUGAAGAACUGAUAAAGAAUUUUGCCUUGAUGAGUACCACUACAUUUUGAAUAAGAUUCACUCAAAUAAUAACUGUACUAACUGAUGCAAAAACCUAAUAGGGCAUAAAAAGAUGCUUUUUCGAAACAAUUCAGACCUAUUUUUUCAAAAUGCUGGCAUCUUUCUCAAAUGGAUCAUUAUCUUAAUGUUUGAGUGUAAACCACCUCGUUUUUUGAACACGGUAAUCAUUUAUAGACAAAAAAAAUCCUUAUUGGUCAACCACUAUUUACAGCCAAACAAUUCAGGCAUUUGAACACACGGAUUGCAUUUACAACUCUGUUUAAAUCAUUAUCAUAUUAAAUGCCAUCUUUACAUUGUAUAAUGUUGAAAAAAUUACACCCUGUGAAAUAAUAAAGAAAUUUUCAUGACA